AGUGCGGCGCCACUCGGCGCCGCUCGCUCUGCUCCGCGCCCGCCCGCGCAGCCCGCACCCUCACACUGCUUGGUUGCUACCGGGUGACGCGGGCUGGGCCCGCCCCCUGCCUGCCGGCCCCUGCACUCACUCGCGCCCGCCGCCGCCGAGCAGGCAGCAGCCGCGUCAGGGCCGUCCGGGGGCGCCGCCAGCGAUGCCCGCAGCCCCCGACGCGCCCCGCCGGGCUCGCUGAGCCGCCCCCGGCCGGGGCCGCGCCGAGCCAGGCCGGGCCGCGCCCGGGCGGGGCCGCGCUGCCUGCAUGACCCUCCGGCGGCGCGGGGAGAAGGCGACCAUCAGCAUCCAGGAGCAUAUGGCCAUCGACGUGUGCCCCGGCCCUAUCCGGCCCAUCAAGCAGAUCUCCGACUACUUCCCCCGCUUCCCGAGAGGCCUGCCCCAGGCCGCGGGGCCCCGCGCCGCUGCGCCCCCGGACGCCCCCGCUCGCCCGGCCGCGGCUAGCGCCAGCCGCCGCAACCCCUCCGACGGCGCCCGCGACGACGACGAGGAUGUCGACCAGCUCUUCGGAGCCUACGGCGCCAGUCCUGGCCCCAGCCCCGGCCACAGCCCGGCACGGCCGCCCGCCAAGCCGCCGGAGGACGAGCCGGACGCCGACGGCUACGAGUCCGACGACUGCACCGCCCUGGGCACACUGGACUUCAGCCUGCUCUAUGACCAGGAGAACAACGCCCUCCACUGCACCAUCAGCAAGGCCAAGGGCCUGAAGCCGAUGGACCACAACGGGCUAGCGGACCCCUACGUCAAGCUGCACCUGCUGCCAGGAGCCAGUAAGGCAAAUAAACUCAGAACAAAAACUCUCCGAAACACUCUGAACCCCACGUGGAAUGAGACCCUCACUUACUAUGGGAUCACGGACGAAGACAUGAUCCGGAAGACCCUGCGGAUCUCUGUGUGCGAUGAGGACAAAUUCCGCCACAACGAGUUUAUCGGGGAGACACGGGUGCCCCUGAAGAAGCUGAAGCCCAACCACACCAAGACGUUCAGCAUCUGCCUGGAGAAGCAGCUGCCGGUGGACAAGACAGAAGACAAGUCCCUGGAGGAGCGGGGCCGUAUCCUUAUCUCCCUCAAGUACAGCUCGCAGAAGCAGGGCCUGCUGGUCGGCAUCGUGCGGUGUGCACACCUGGCUGCCAUGGACGCCAAUGGCUACUCCGACCCCUACGUGAAAACAUACCUGAAGCCAGAUGUGGACAAGAAAUCCAAACACAAGACAGCAGUUAAGAAGAAGACCCUGAACCCGGAGUUCAAUGAGGAGUUCUGUUAUGAGAUUAAGCACGGGGACCUGGCCAAGAAGACCCUGGAGGUCACUGUUUGGGAUUAUGACAUUGGAAAAUCCAACGAUUUCAUUGGUGGUGUGGUUCUGGGCAUCAAUGCCAAGGGCGAGCGCCUGAAGCACUGGUUUGACUGCCUGAAGAACAAGGACAAGCGGAUCGAGCGCUGGCAUACCCUCACCAACGAGCUCCCAGGGGCGGUGCUCAGCGACUGACCAGCCCCCCGCCCGCCACCAUUCCUGCCCUGCCUGUCACCUGGCCUGGGCCCUGGGCUUCCUCAGCAGCCGCCAAGGGCCUCAGUCCCUUGGGGGGGAUCCAGGACAGCUGCUCAGACACAGAGCCUUGACAGCCCCCGCUUAGAGGCCGGGGAGGGCCCCAGCCCCACCACUCUGAGGGACACACGGGCCCGGGGCUCAGCCUGCUUUCCACCCCCAGGGCCCCAUGGGGCCAGAGGCAGGAGGAGAGGACCUGGGCCUCAGCACCCACACUGGGAACAAAGGUGGGGCUGUCUGGGGGCAAGGACCCUAUUAGAGGUCAGCAGCAAGUCACAGGGGCCCCCAGGCUGAGUGAUCAGGAAUACAGGGGUGCCUCGGCAGAGCCAGUGACUCCCCAGAGGGACGUUAGGGAGAGGGGCACAGCAGGGAGAGUACGGGCAGGGCCAGAACUCUGCAGAGAGCUUGCUGCUGAAGGGAGGUCUGACCGCAUCUGUGCAUCUCUGGCGUUUCUGUGCAGGUGAGAAAAGCUGACCUGAGAGCCAGGAGUCUGGUGAAAUCCCUGGGGGCGCCCAGUGAGCAGCAAUUGACAAGUGCUUUACCCGAUGGCGCUACAAGGCCCUGGGGAUGAGUGAGACCAGGGCCUGCCCUCAGGAAGCUCCCUGGCUAGUCAGGGGACCAGAGACAAAACACUACAACACGGAGUGGCCAGCCUGACCCACCUGUGAAUGGUGUGGAUUCUGUUGACUCUUCUGGGAGGGCUUCCGGAGGGAGGUGAUGGUUUAGCAAGGCCCUAAAGAGUGAGUGGAGCUUCUAGACAAAGGGGAAGGGCAGUGCGGGCAGUACGGAUGCCCUGAACAAAGGCCUGGGUGGAGAGAGAACAGCGAGUGGGCCAGGGAGGCUGUGUAGGAGGCAGGUCUGUCUCUGGGGCAGUUUGUUAGGAUAGCCCUGGCCCUACCCCCACGCUGGGCUGCCCAUCUGGCCUGGGCCCUGGGGGAAGUGGCAGGCUCACCACAUGCUGAAAACUGAGGCUGGUCCAGCGUCAGCUUCAGUCCCCAGACCGCCCUCCCACCUCUGAUGUCUUUCUCUUCUGAGGAGCCUGGAAGACGGAUCCUGCCUCUCAUUGUUCCCAGCUUAAGCAUCAGGUCAGCUAUAGUCAAGAAAACAGUCCUUUUUUUCCCCCACAGGAAAAAAAGCCCUCCUUUUCCUCUUCCCUUCACUCAUGUACCCACUACCUGGGCCCUUCUGGGUCCGAGACUGGGUAAUGGUGGUCCCGUGUGGUUGCCCUCACACCAUGGCCACUAAGUGUCCCUCCUAGCACAGGGAGGCAGCCCAGGCCUUGUUUCUGGGAAGGCCUGUGGGGCUGGCUCUUCCCUCCAGGAACUGAGAGAGAGAGACACCCUGCCUGGCGGGCCUGUCUGUACCCUGAGGCAGGGUUUCCAGGGAGACGUUGAGGGCAUUGGAAUCUGGGGGCCCAUGUCUAAAGCCCCAGACUUUUCCUACCUAUCAAGGACCUGCAGAAAUGCUGGAUGAACAAAUGCAGACCCAAGAAAUUCCUUGUGUCCAACCCAUCGGUGCACUGAUGGGAAACAGAGGUCCCAGAGAGGGAAAGUGACCUGCCCAAGGCCUUACAUUCCUACCACAGCUGGAGUGGCCCAGGCUUCAUGGCCCCUACCCCAGCCCUGACCUCUUGACACUACACUCCAGGGGAAGUGAGGCACUGGGCUUACACACGACAGUUCCCGCCUGCUGCCUGCCUGGGGCUUGCUCCUGCCUGUUGCCUGCCCCAAACCACACUAGCAGCAAGGUUCACAGGGGCAUGAAGGUUGGACCUUCUGCUGCAGACACAAAGCACAUCACCAACUGAGGCCUGGGGUGAUCAUUUAAAUCCCACCAAGUGCCCAUCAGCCCUUUCCCAGUUUGCAGGGAAAGCAAGGCUCCAACCCCCACACAGUACCUGGCAACAUUUGCUACUCAUGGAGCCUUGGUUUCCCCGUCUUGAAGAAGGCUCUGAGUAUGUUCAGGGUUUCACAUGCCCUGUCCUAAUGGUGUCUUCAUGAUCCAGUGCUGUGGUGUGUCAUCUUCAUCUGGCAGAUAAGCUAAGAGAUUCACAGAGGCCAAGUAGUUCGCCAAAGUCACGCAACUUGGAAAGGGCACGCCAGGCCUCGAGCCCAGGUCCUCCGACUGCCACAUCCUCUGGCUGGCUGGGGAACAGGACUCCCCAGUGCCCGCCCUCCUGUGCUGCUGUGGGCUCAGCAGAGAUUCAGGGGAAGACUCAAUGAGCUCUGGUGCAUGAUGGAGAUGAGGGAUCCUGCUGCCUCAUUCUAGAUGGCUUGGAAAUCAUUCUUGCCACUUCGGGCUUCCCCAGAGGCCCUGCAGCCCUGGCCUGGAACCCAGCUGCCCCCACCAGCCAAUGAGUCUGUGGGCCAGGCCUCAUUCUGCAAGGGGGCUAAAGCAGCUGGAAUAGGGGAACCCCCAGGGGCCUAGGGCAGGACAGGAGAUGGUCUGUUUUUGAGUGGCCUCAUGUCUUCAUGAGCACUGGGGAUAUUCUUAGAUUUGCCUUUAGGAGGGCCUCGAAUAGGAGCCUCACAGUCGCUCUGUGAAGACAUGGAACUCCUUAGUGACAAAGCCUAGAGGGGACUAUGAGUCUCAUCUCAUACACCUGUUAGACACAAGGAGAAACGGAGGCCCAGUGGACCUGUAGAAGGCCCACUGGCACAAGAACCCAGGACUCCUGGCUCCCAGUCCAGGGCCCUCUUCUGCCUCAGGCUGUGCAAAUACAGACUUGGUCAUGAAAGGUGAGUCACAGCUGACUACAGGGACAGACUGGGCAGUGGGGUUUCUGGGCAGCCAGCCCAAGUGGAGGAUGGAGCUCUUGGGCAGGGGGCCCCCACAAGGAGUGAUGGAGCUUUCACCAGGACAUUGGCACUGUUCUGGACUCCUUAAAGAUUGUACCUGUUAAAAAGUUCUUUGAGAAGUUGCAGUAUGAGCUCUACCUUUGACCCCUAAGCUGGCUUAUUUCCUCUGAUCCAUCAGCCCAAAAAUGAUGGGAAAUUUGAUGCCCCCCAAAAAAUGUCAUUCCACAGUAAGGUGUCAGUAUUGCGGGGGAUCACUGAAAAGAACGGCAUCCACCUUCACCCCCCACCCGUUUCCCUCUCUGGUCUCCUCCCCACCCACCGCCACCACUAGCCGAUCCUCUAUGGGCCUGUCUUCCAACCCCGAAGCGGUAACUUCCUGACCUCUAGUGGUGAGAGCGAGGAGCUGCACCUCCCAGCCCACGCAUGUCCUGCCCUAUGUUCUCAAACCAAGAGAACCUCCCGAUGCAUGGACUGGCUGUCAUUGACGCAGACUCUCGUGCACUGCUUAAAACACCGUUUUGCUACCAUGUGAUGGCUGCAGAAACCAUCCUUAAAUUGCAGCCCCACACACAAUUUUUGUACUUUCGUCUGACCUACCCAAAGGUGUCCUUUUUAAGUCUUAUUUGUUAAUAUUUAUAAUGACAUAUAAUCCAAAGUAAAUGGAAAUGUUCAUUGC
Manis pentadactyla (Chinese pangolin) is the source of this 5068-nucleotide messenger RNA. RefSeq names its product double C2 domain beta (gene DOC2B). The record is from RefSeq and is a predicted model, not a curated record. The transcript has 9 exons. Bases 299 to 1537 code for a protein of 412 amino acids. NCBI's taxonomy places the organism in Eukaryota, Metazoa, Chordata, Mammalia, Pholidota, Manidae. Gene Ontology annotation, cellular component: membrane.